UUGCCCGACCCUCAAAUGGCCGCCGAAUGUGAGAAGUUCGUGGUGUUUGAAGGAAUCCCGCAGGAACCGAAGAGUUGGGGCCCGUACAGCAAACCCCGCAUCUGCACUUCCUUCCCGAGGAAGCGAACUGAAGGUCCGAAUGGAGGCGGCCGCGGGCCCGGGGCGAACCUGGCCCUCCGGGGGCCCGCCCCGCCCGCACGGAGGGGAGGAGCGAGGGCUCCCGGGGAUCCUCCCGCGGGCUUUGUGCGCGCUCGGCAUCCAGCUGUCGCCGCCCCACGCAGCCCCCUGGCCCGGGAAGGCGCGCAUUUCCGGGCCGCCCACCAGCCCGCCCGCCUCGGCAGCCGCUGCCCCAGCAGCCGACGCUGCUCCCGCCGCUCCGUGGCCGUCUCGCCCCAGUCGCCCCACGAAAUGCCGGUCGACUUCACCGGGUACUGGAAGAUGCUGGCCAACGAGAAUUUCGAGGAGUAUCUGCGCGCGCUCGAUGUCAAUGUGGCACUACGCAAAAUCGCCAACUUGCUGAAGCCAGACAAAGAGAUCGUGCAGGACGGCGACCAUAUGAUCAUCCGAACGCUGAGCACUUUUAGGAACUACAUCAUGGACUUCCAGGUUGGGAAGGAGUUUGAGGAGGAUCUGACGGGCAUAGAUGACCGCAAGUGCAUGACCACGGUGAGCUGGGAUGGGGACAAGCUGGAGUGUGUGCAGAAGGGCGAGAAGGAGGGACGUGGCUGGACCCAGUGGAUUGAAGGUGAUGAGCUGCACCUGGAGAUGAGGGUGCAGGGAGUGGUCUGCAAGCAAGUGUUCAAGAAGGUGCACUGAAGCGGAGCAGACCUUGGCCGCGAGGAGCAGUGGCCUGGACGUGGGGCCGGGUGCCCUCUCCUCUCUCUGCACAGCGUGGGGCGGAAAUGCCCAGGCCGCUGCCAGCAGGGUCUGUCUCUUGGCUUUGUCUCUUCUCCUCUUCUUAAAACGAAACCGUCCCAAUAAAAGUGAUCUCUGCUCAAGA
This is a messenger RNA of Equus caballus (horse), 1000 nucleotides long. It is a transcript of the gene RBP1, whose product is annotated as retinol binding protein 1. The record is from RefSeq and is a predicted model, not a curated record. Gene Ontology annotation, biological process: fatty acid transport; retinoic acid biosynthetic process; vitamin A metabolic process. Gene Ontology annotation, molecular function: all-trans-retinol binding; fatty acid binding. Gene Ontology annotation, cellular component: nucleus; cytosol. Lineage: Eukaryota; Metazoa; Chordata; Mammalia; Perissodactyla; Equidae.